This is a messenger RNA of Closterium sp. NIES-65, 1527 nucleotides long. Lineage: Eukaryota; Viridiplantae; Streptophyta; Zygnematophyceae; Desmidiales; Closteriaceae. The record is from the annotation of a GenBank genome assembly.
AUGGAGGUGGACGUGGACGUGGACGUGGACAUGGAGGUGGACGUGGACGUGGACGUGGACAUGGAGGUGGACAUGGACGUGGACGUGGACGUGGACAUGGACGUGGACAUGGACGUGGACGUGGACGUGGACGUGGAGUGGACGUGGAGUGGACGUGGACGUGGACAUGGACGUGGACGUGGACGUGGACGUGGACGUGGACGUGGAUGUGGACGUGGACGUGGAGGACGUGGACGUGGACGUGGACGUGGACGUGGAGAAUUGGACGUGGACGUGGACGUGGACGUGGACGUGGACGUGGACGUGGACCUGGACGUGGAGGACGUGGACGUGGACGUGGACGUGGACGUGGACGUGGACGUGGAGAACUUGGACGUGGACAUGGACGUGAACGUGGACGUGGACGUGGACGUGGAGGACUUGGACGUGGACAUGGACGUGGACGUGGAGUGGACGUGGACGUGGACGUGGACGUGGACGUGGACGUGGACGUGGACAUGGACGUGGACAUGGACGUGGACGUGGACGUGGACAUGGACGUGGACGUGGACGUGGACGUGGACGUGGACGUGGAGUGGACGUGGAGUGGACGUGGACGUGGACAUGGACGUGGACGUGGACGUCGACGUGGACGUGGACGUGGACGUGGACGUGGACGUGGACGUGGACCUCGACGUGGAGGACGUGGACGUGGACGUGGACGUGGACGUGGACGUGGAGAACUUGGACGUGGACAUGGACGUGAACGUGGACGUGGACGUAGACGUGGAGGACUUGGACGUGGGCAUGGACGUGGACGUGGACGUGGACAUGGACGAGGACGUGGACGUGGACGUGGACGUGGACGUGGACAUGGACGUGGACGUGGACGUGGACGUGGACAUGGACCUGGACAUGGACGUGGACAUGGACGUGGACGUGGACAUGGACGUGGACGUGGACAUGGUCGUGGACGUGGACGUGGACGUGGACGUGGACGUGGACAUGGACGUGGACGUGGACAAGACGUGGACUGGACGUGGACGUGGACGUGGACGUGGACGUGGACCUGGACGUGGACGUGGACGUGGACGUGGACGUGGACGUGGACGUGGACAUGGACGUGGACGUGGACAUGGACGUGGACGUGGACAUGGACAUGGACGUGGACGUGGACAUGGACGUGGACGUGGACCUGGACUUAGACGUGGCAUGGACGUGGACGUGGACGUGGUCGUGGACGUGGACGUGGUCGUGGACAUGGACGUGGACGUGGACAUGGACGUGGACGUGGACGUCGACGUAGACAUGGACGUGGACCUGGACGUGGACGAGGACGUGGACGUGGACAUGGACGUGGACGUGGACGUAGACAGGGACAUGGACUUGGACAUGGACGUGGACGUGGACAUGGACGUGGACGUGGACAUGGACAUGGACAUGGACGUGGACGUGAACGUGGACGUGGACAUAGACGUGGACGUGGACGUGGACAUGGACGUGGACGUGUGGCGAAAUAAGCAUUUGCACUCUAAGUUCCCAUACUGA